Messenger RNA from Gasterosteus aculeatus aculeatus (three-spined stickleback), 3379 nucleotides. RefSeq names its product even-skipped homeobox 2 (gene evx2). NCBI's taxonomy places the organism in Eukaryota, Metazoa, Chordata, Actinopteri, Perciformes, Gasterosteidae. Gene Ontology annotation, cellular component: nucleus. Gene Ontology annotation, molecular function: DNA-binding transcription factor activity, RNA polymerase II-specific; RNA polymerase II cis-regulatory region sequence-specific DNA binding. Gene Ontology annotation, biological process: regulation of transcription by RNA polymerase II. The record is from RefSeq and is a predicted model, not a curated record.
GACUCAGAGAUGAACCCAGGGACGUGCACCUCGCUCCUCACUCCUCUCUUCCUCUCCACUUGGAUAUUAUUCGUCUGACCGAAGGCCGCCUCCAUCAUCAAGUGACAGCCCUCUCCUAUUUAUUUGCUUAUAAACCUGUUACAAUAAAUGAUCAUUGGAGCAGCGUCAGCCGAGCAUUUUAACAACGACCAGCAGCCACUUUUGAUGAAUGACAUUUGGCUGCUGUGAGGGAGGAUGCACGGCUCGUUUUAAGCAGUCGCUCGUCGAUUGCGUUUAGAUUCUUUCGUUUUUUUGCGUCUUGCUUAUAAAAAGGUUUAGGGACAGUUAUUGAGAGACAGUUGCCGAGUUGCAUGCGGAUUUAAGCUCCGACACAACUCAUUGGUGCUCCAGCCCCCCUUGGACAAGUGUUGUUCCUCUUUUCUUUUUUUUUCUUUUUUUUCCCGUCUUGCACUGCUUAAUGAUGGAGAGGAUAAGGAAAGAGAUGAUAUUGAUGGAGAGAGGUCUGCACAGUCCUGUUGCAGCUAAGAGGCUCGCAGACACGCCUGGAAAUUCAGUGCUGGAGGCCCUGGAAAACUCUCAGCACAGCGGACGGUUGAGCCCCAGAAUAACUUCGGCUUCGCUCCAUGGAAAUCUUGGGGACAUCCCGACAAAAGGCAAAUUUGAAAUUGACAGUCUUUUCGGUUCUCACCACAACAGCGAAAAUACCUCUUCGACGGAAAUUUCUUCGUCAGAAAGCAGGAAGAAAAUGAGCCUUUACUCCGAAGUUUCGCCAGAUUCAGAUAUUAACAGCGAUGUUGAGGUGGGAUGCCCUUCGCAUCGAUCCCCGAGCCAGCACAAGGAAAACAACAAAGGAUUUUCAGAUUCUGGAUCUUCCAACAUAAGCUCGAACUCCCUCCAGAAUAUGAACGGUAAUUCAUCGGGAGGAUCGAACAAUUCAAAUAGCGACCAAGUGAGAAGAUAUCGGACUGCUUUCACCCGAGAACAGAUCGGCAGACUGGAAAAAGAGUUUUACCGGGAAAAUUACGUUUCGAGACCAAGAAGAUGUGAAUUAGCCGCAGCGCUGAAUCUGCCCGAGACUACAAUUAAGGUGUGGUUCCAGAACAGGCGGAUGAAGGAUAAAAGGCAGCGCCUGGCGAUGUCCUGGCCCCAUCCGGCCGACCCCAGCUUCUACACCUACAUGAUGACGCACGCGGCAGCUACAGGAAGCCUACCAUACCCUUUCCACUCGCACAUGCCUCUCCACUACUACCCGCACGUCGGCGUCACGGCAGCGGCGGCCGCCGCCGCCGCCGCCUCCGGUGCCGCCUCCUCGCCUUUCGCCACUUCCAUCCGGCCCCUCGACACCUUCCGGGCGCUCUCGCAUCCGUACUCGCGGCCGGAGCUCCUGUGCAGCUUCAGGCACCCGGGACUCUACCAGUCACCCGCCGGCCUGAAUAGUUCGGCCGCGGCGUCGGCGGCUGCGGCCGCGGCCGCUGCGGCGGCGGCCAGCGCGCCGUCGGCGGCCGGGCCCUGCUCGUGUCUGAGCUGCCACAGCAGCCAGGCGGCGAGCGCGCUCGGCUCCAGGAGCGCGAGCGCGGACUUUACCUGCACGGCUUCCGGGCAAAGAUCCGAGAGUGGAUUUCUGCCGUAUUCCGCCGCGGUGCUCAGCAAGACGUCAGUCCCGUCACCGGACCCACGAGAAGAAACCUCACUGAACAGAUAACUCAGUCACGUAGGCCCGAAACGACCGUUUCGUAUUGUUUUCAAAAUCGCACUUGUGUAGAGAAUUCGCCAGCAUUGUAAACAGAACACACACGUUUCGAUUCAUUUCUACAAGUCUGUUCAAGUCCGAAUAGAAUUUAUGAGGAAAAACACAUGAAAAGUGUCGCAACGAAAAUUCACAGACAACCUUUUAUAAAAGCUAGUGCUCUUGUGUUGUGAUAGUAGAGCAUUUUUUUAUGCUGGAUUAAUUUAUACAUAUUUGGAAAAAUAACAAACCAUGCAAUUCAGUCCCAUGCCUCAAUCAGUGUGCCCUUUUAUGUAUUUAGGAUAUUCAUUUCUAGAAGCUGAGACAAAAUCUUGGGCCUAUUUCUGCGGCUCAGGGGCUAAUAUUUGUAGACAACACAUCUGUUUUUAACAUUCAAACGUAGGCUAAUUAUGCUUACUAUAUUUAGAUGGCCCUCCUCUGCCCAGCAGGAUAUCUUUCUUACAGCCCUAAUGGACUGAGCUUUUCUUUUGUUGGCAGGGACAGCCUCUCCACUGUGGGGACCCCCUUAAUCAGCUAGAAGGGCGCAUAUCAUUUUUUGCACCGCGUCUUCCGUGUCAACUUUUAUGCUAAUAAUGGGAGGAUCAUGACAAAAAUUGCCAAUCAUGUACCUAGACGGAGCCCCUUUGAAUACACGACUGCAAGAAAGUUCCUCGUUUUGAGACCCGUUGCCAAGUGCUAACAACCCGCGCAGGGAAGUCAUUAGACAUACAAAAUACCCGGAACCAAGCGACAGUCCUCGUGCACAGAUGCACUGAAUAAAGUGUGUUAUGUUACACGUGCACGGUUUGAAGAUAUGACAAAGCAGCCUGUAAAGAGACCACUCGGAAUUAGUUUGGUGAGGAUAAGAGAUUCCUCGACACACAGUAGAAUCUCCUUUAUUGACAUUGGGGCACCUCAUUACAUCAAAUCCAGCAGUGUAAUCCCUUUAGGACCUCUUCACUCAGUACACAGUGACGGGACUGAGCAAGGCGAAAGUUUAGACUAAAUGGUCUGCGUCUGUAAAAAUGGCUAUGUGCUAUUUUAUUCGUUCCUGUUGGGAAAUCACCUAUAUGUUAAUUAUAAAACAUGUGAACUGUAAAUCGUGAAAUAUUUUGCAAAUAUCAUGAAUAGUCCUACUGAUAGUUGAAAACUGAAUUAUUGAUCACCCCGGAAAAUGCUUCAUGAGAUGUAGGCUUGUUUUUUUUGGGGGGGGGGUUGAACACAUUUUUUAUUCUUUAUUUUGCGUGACUUUGCUGAAUGUUUUUCAAUGUUUAAACACUGGAUGUACAAGCCAACACGAGCAUCGCAUAGGCUACAAAUUGGCCUGUAAACUCACCAAUGUUCCAAAUGUAUGAUCUGUUAGCUAUUUCGGGCGAAAAAGUAGGACUGAAUCACGGAGAGCAUUUCUUUACGGUCCACUCAAAAGAGGCUUCAAAGGGCUGAUAAACGAGCACUGAUAUUAAAAUGAUGAAAAUAGUAUUGGCACUUUCCCUGGGGUCUCUGUUAUAACUCUAUAUCACUGUAUUUAAAAUAUCAAUGACUGUAUGAAUUUAAAUAUUUUAACUUGAAAAAAAUUGUGCAAUAUGAAAUGUAAAUCCUGUUAUUUAUUGAUCGUGUUUGUUCUUGGAAAAUAAAUGAAAAAAAAUGUUUAAA